This is a messenger RNA of Juglans regia (Persian walnut), 825 nucleotides long. RefSeq names its product two-component response regulator 24-like. The transcript is spliced from 3 exons. The record is from RefSeq and is a predicted model, not a curated record. Gene Ontology annotation, biological process: phosphorelay signal transduction system. NCBI's taxonomy places the organism in Eukaryota, Viridiplantae, Streptophyta, Magnoliopsida, Fagales, Juglandaceae. Bases 109 to 570 code for a protein of 153 amino acids.
GAAAAAGUUAGCCCUGAUUCAUCUAUAUAAGCUGAUUAACAAGCACUUGCAUCAUCAUCAGUUUCGAGUUUUAAGAAGUUUGGUGAAGUUGUUCAUUGCAUCUAAGGAAUGGCACCAACAAUUGAGUCAGUUAAUCAGGGGAAUGGAGGUUUUGAGGGAAAUAAUAAGCGCAGCGACAGGUUUGUCAAGGCGACCUGGAAGAACAAGCUGACAGCACUUGUGGUGGACAACGGAGAAUUAUGCCGAGUACUGGAGAGGGAAAACCUACGUGCCUAUGGUGUGGAAACAGUAGCUGUGGAGACAGGGGAGGCUGCAGUAGAGCUCAUUGCUUCUGGAUCAACCUUCAAUCUUAUUUUCAUUGACAUGUAUCUGCCUACCAUGAGUGGACCUGAGGCCGUGAGGCAGAUUCGUGCCAUGGGUGCCCGCAGCAAGAUUAUAGGUCUUACUGCAUUUAUUACUGAAAAAGAUGAACAGGACUUUUUUGCAGCUGGAAUUGACGAGUUCUUUGAAAAGCCACUUGAUCCAGAUUGGUUCGUCCCAAUCAUAAGGGAGGUGGACAACCAGAUAUGAAGCACUCAUAUAUAUAUACCAAAGUAGAGGACUCAAUUCUCCUGCAGGUCCUAGUGUCGUACCUUCAGUUUCCUUGUUGUAAUCGUUUUCUAUGUUGUUCUGGGAUGUAUUCUGUUGUCAUAGGCAAUUGAAGUACAUUUGCAGAAUUAGUAAUAACAGCAUUAAAAAUGCUCGUCUGUUUGUGUGUCUGUCCUUGUCUUUGUUUGUUGAAAGCAUAUAAAUGGAAUUGGGUCCUCUUUUAAGUUUACUGCAAAA